Amoebophrya sp. A25 is the source of this 5544-nucleotide messenger RNA. The record is from the annotation of a GenBank genome assembly. Lineage: Eukaryota; Dinophyceae; Syndiniales; Amoebophryaceae.
GUGACAGGAAGGAGAUGCAAAACCUAAAAAAAGAGGGUGUGGAAAACCUACCUCAUACGCGAAAUGUGUCCAGCUUUGUUUCUGGAACCUGACUUGCUUGCGUUUUGUAGUCGACUGGCACUAUCUGAAUAUGAUUUUCAUAUACUGAGCAUGCGCCAGCCAUCCAUCUUGACAUGAUGGCUGCCUUCGGUGAUGCACCGACGCCGAGCGCACCUUCCAAUCCGCGGGUUCCAAUACCAGCGAAUGCAGACGAAGAGACCCGACAGAAGCUCUGGAGUAUAACCACAGAAUACGAGCAUUUGCUACAGCUUCAAAAUUACGAUCGAUUCCUGCCCCGCGAGCUCUUCUGUUGCUGUUCUUGUAUCGCUGCCAUUUUCGAGCAGCGUUUGCUCGCCCUUUAUACACCUCUUUCUAGCUCUAAUGUAUUGAACACUUUGAGUCUGUCCUCGCAUCGAAAACCAAAGCCAUCGAGCAGCUGGAAGGCGGAAGGAGGCCGUUUGACUUUGGCGAUUCAGGCGUCUUCAACGUCGCUAUCGAAGAGCGUGACAGGGAACUUCGGCUUUACAAGUGCCUUCUGGAGAUUCGGGAUAAGCAGGUGCAGUCGCUCUUUAUACCUUUGCUUUCCCUGUCUAUUCCUGCCGGUCACCUCUUCCGAGUUUCCCCUAGGCGCCGCUUCUAGGCACCAUUCUGGUUUGUUCUUGUUGCUUUGGCCUCUCUUUUCUAUUAAUCCGCACUUCGAAAGAAAUCGCACAUCCUCUCUCAGCUUAUGGAGUUGCAGCAUGUACUGGACUAUGGGGGCAACAAUGCGACAGAGAUGUCUGAAUUUGCCAUGGAAAAAAAUGCGCAGAUACAGACAUUGAUGGAUGAGCUACAGGUCCUGCGCGAGGAAGUUCUACAGAUGGUAGAAACUAGGAUGACGUCGUAAUGCUGUCUACUUCAAAUAUCGUGUCAAUCAUCGCGUCUCCCUUCUAGAAAACGUUUAUUGUUCGACUACAGAUUUUUGCUUUUCGCUAUCGCUUUCAUGUGCGAACAGUAACUUUGAGAAACUCCAGUACCCCUUUUCCGCAAAGCCAUGCGUUACGUUUCACAGAAAAGCAGCAGUCCGGCAACCAUCGGAGGUGGAGACGCUGGGGGUGGUCCAGCGGCUGAGGCGGCAAGAGAGGAAGCGGAUAAGCUGCGAAAAGAAAACUAUGAUGCGAAAAUGUUCACAGCUAGGCUUACAUGCGAGACUGAGCAGGAGAUAUUCAGCACCAUAUUCGUAAUUGUCGUAAGUAGUAUUUGCUUGUCUCUUCGUCUUCAUACUCUAAUCUGCGGAGGAGCUCGUUCGGAUGCUAGUACAAAAAGAGCGACAGAUAAAUGCAAUUAGUAGCGUUGAUAGUGUAGGAACGGAUAUUGGGGCGUUGCAGUUGGGCGCGCGCGCAAUCUCGAUGUACACGGAAGCCAUGAAUCUGCGACAAGAAAUAAAAGACCGCGAAAGCCAAAUUCAUGCGCAGAGCCAAGAGCUAGCGGACUACGAACUUAGGGGUAUCUCAUUGAGCGAGCAUUUUAGCUACCGACUCAUCAAAAAAUUGACCCUAUCUAUCCCUAUGUAUUGCCUUCAAGUCGUGAAGGAAAACUAGGGGACAGAAUGCGAGCACUAAAAUGGUACGGGGACGCAAGGGCUGAUACUGAUUCAAGUCGUGGAAUUUUACAUCCAAGAUUACUGGCGACUCCAUGUGAACCUCUUUUUUCCUUUGUCCAGAAAGAUAAACAAAAUCCAGAUCAGCAACGUGCACACGAGUUGGAAUUAAAGCGAGCUGAAAUAGCGGAAUUUAGUCAGCAAAUAUCUGAGAAAACGCGGCGCAUGGUUGACCUCGAGAACACUCUGCAGAAUGCGAAAGGCGAAGUGGCGGAAAAAACACGAGAAAUAGAGGGAUUGUAACUUUUUCAAAGUUGUAUGCGAUUAACCGAAUUUUUUUACGCCUGAUUUCGAGAUCACACGUAGAACAGUGGCACUUCGCAACAAUCCUAAAUAGUUGCAGUUGAUGUCGUGGACUUACUUCUUCUAGUUUGAUAAUGAAAUGCCAGUACUUAACGUUCAGUUUUUUCCCUAUUCACUUAUCGUUAUCUCGUCACUGCCAUCGAUAUAGAUAUGAUCUUCUCUGAGGUGCGAUGCCGUAGAGCAGGCGCGGAAGAAUACACUCGCGGAGCAGGGGGCAAAAAAUCGGAUAAUUGAGGAGCUCCGGGAGGAGCUCGCUUCCCGAGAUAAGUCAGUUUUAGAGGAACGCGCGGAGCGCGUUCGCAUGGAAGCGCUCAAUGAAGAACUGCAAGUGAAAUCAACGGAGACUCUGCUUACGGCUGAUUUUUUUGUCGCGUUUCACUCGUGGUUUGUUACUUUUGAUGCGCUCUGCUCCAACGACCUGUGAACUACUGACACUGAUAGAUGAUAGGUUUAAAGAUCACUACAGGUGCAGCACGUCUGACAAAGAACUAUGUGCUAUAUUUUUGAUUUUCAAUUAUGAGCUUGAUCCUCCUAACGUGCAGCAGUUGAAGGAUGCCCAGACCACGAUGGAUCAGAUGAUGGCGCACACACAAUACCAGGGUCAGCUAGUCAGAGAUAUGACGACACAGGUAGUAGCUCUAGCCGCAAUGCAUCUAGAGGAAUACAACAAUGUAGAAGACGAUCAGUGCUUUGCGAUGGUCGCUUGACGCAAAUUUUUUGGUCAGCAAGUGAGCAUAUAUUAUGAGCCACGAUUUGGCGGCCAUCAGUACUAAUUAAAUACUAUGAGAAUCUCAGUAGAGGACUAGUUCUAGUGUACUAAAGUGUUUUAUAGGGACCGAAGUUCCAAUAAGAACGCCAGGUCCAAGAGUCGGAGAGCAAAUUGCACGAGCUACAAGUGCAGGAGAUGUACGAGAAACGGAAACGCGCUUUAGAGGCGAAAAUCCGGGAACAGGAAACGCAGCAGGUCAUUCAGUCGAAAGAGAUCAUGCUGAACCAGAUGAGCUUAGAGCUGAACGACACGAAGGAUAGGCUAGGUACUAAGGAUUUAAUGUAUAGGAACAGUGUAAUGUUCGCUGGUCUCUUCUACUUCCACAUCGAAGAUAACUACUACGACGAGAUGGUGAAGGAUGGCAUUCCUCUGUACUAGGUAACAUUCGUCGUGACUUGGAUGGUGGCAAUGCGUUGUCGGGAUUAGGAAGGUCGCGAGGUCGAAUGAACCGAUCUCAGAUUUCUGAAUUUAGUCCGAAGUCACAGUUAUCGCCAAAGGGCGAUGAAACAGGGCGUCAGUUAAUGGAUGCGCUUACAUUAACAAAGACGAAUGCCUCAGCGACUGCAGUGCCGCCAUUGACAGGUUUCCUGCCUAGUGUGUUGGAUGAACAACAAAUUCUUGUUAUUGUUUCGGAGGUACUCGUUAAUAGAUUAUAGUCACUUUUCAAAAGUCAUUUCAUCUUCAUCAACCAACAGCCCGAACCAUCCAAUCAUCGAAUCUCACGAUCCUCCUCCUACAACUAAGUACAUUUGCAUCCUGAGUUCGUUUAUCUUCUCUGCUGCAGCCAUUUCCGCAGCAGUGUCUUCUAGUGGUGCAGUUACAGGAGCCACCCCAUCAGCUCUGCAGCUCGCAAAUGCAGCACCAUUAAUGCAAAGCGCACCAGGAGUGUCUUGGAACGAAAAUUCAGUCACAUCACUGAUGUCAAACCCGGAAGGCGAGCCACCAACCUACAACGCCUACCCAGACGACUUGCUUGACGCACAUCUAGCGAAUUACCUGUUGGAGAAUCCAAAGCAUGUGCCACUCUUUUGUUAAGAACGACUGCACUAGUCGUGCCUGCUCUACAUCAAUGAGUGGCGGAGUUGUACUACGUUGUCAACAAUUAAACUGUGAUUCUACAAAAAUAGUGACGAUGAUGAAAUCCAGAAGAAGUAUUGACACUUAAAUGAGUGAGUAAAAGUAAUUCUUCUGUCAGACCGUCUCCUGUGUCCAAUCAUGAAGCUUCGGGUCUAAUUUUUUCGUCUCUCACACGGGCAAUACCUCUAUGGAACGCACCGUGUGACUAUGCGCUUACUGGACCAACCAAAUGGGACACGGAUUAUCCAGGCACAGUCCGCGCCUGGGGAAUGGAUUCUGCUAGAAGAGCUGCUUCGUGACAAGCUAGAACAGGCACAGCAACUCUACGCCGCGAGCGGAGCAUCUUCAGUCUGAUAAAUAGCAGGACAUGGCACGGAGAUCAAUCUACACCAAGGACUCAUGGAAGUAGAAAAUGAAAAUUGGCAUCUUAUGGAAUACCCUUAUCGUUUUUAUAUCCUUGGGAAAGUAAUUGUGCUGCUUCGUCUAUUGAAUAAAAACCUCUAAUCACCAACAUACAUCAAAUAUCACCGUGAAAGCUAGUGCUUUCUGCAGUUGUAACAUUCAGAAACAGAUCAAAGUUAACGUUUUUAUAUCCUCCUACUGAGACUUACAAGACUAAAACAGAUAAUUACAAAUAUUGUUGAGCUUCUCGUUCUUGAAGGAGAAGAAUGGAUGAAACAAGCAAGCGUACUGAUAGCCCUAUUUAUUACUAGACUGCCGACCGUCUAGCUUGCACCGAUUAUUACUAGACUACAGACUGGAAUUGGAAUAGACAGACGAGCCUUCAUCUUUUUCUCAGGAAGGACUGGUUGUUGUUUUCUUGUCACCAUGACUCUUGAAAUUGAUACUAGGCUAAGGGCAGCUCCUGAUGGUCACCUAGAUGCCAUCUUCUCGUUUUCACUAACCUACUCGCGAUACAACAAUAUCUAAUCGUCGUGAUAACUAAGAAUUUCAUUGAUGUAAUUUGAGUAUGGAAGCUCUCAUUCCGGUCGUUGUCUAUCAGAGAAAGGUAUCCCUGUAUCGGUAUAAAAGAAAGUGCUUUUUUGAAAAUGAACUCACUGUUGGAGACUAUGAAUGUCGAUAAAAUGCGGCACGAAGAUGUUAAUGACAUGGUCGCGCUAGUAUAACUAAAGGACGAGUCUUGUUGUUGACGUGAGAACCACAAAUUCGCUUGAUGUGGAUUAUUUUCAUGCCACGACUUUCCUCUUACUGCGCCUCUCUCUGUACAAGAUUUCUUGACUUUCACAAUGAAUUUGAUGUUUCGUCUUUUCUUGGCGCAAUUGCAUACACGAUGAUGUUGCUAUUGCAGCUGAGUCAACCCGCUUUCCUUUCCUGUGCAUAUCAAUGUGUUGUGUGUUUCUACGAUCUUCGGAAUAGAAACCAUAAAAUUUUAGAUUAGUUUUCCAUCAUACUUUCAUACUUACAUAGUUGCUUCAUAUUUUUGAGAUGAGAAUCUCUUUUGAGAUGAGAUUGGGUGGCAUCACGAGUCAUAACAGGUUUCGGAUUGGCGUUGCACUGGUUGACAAAGUCCAUCAUCAUACUACAGAAACAACCCAUUCUGCCUAUCCCUAUGCCAUCUAUGUGAACUUUAUUUUCGACCACAUAUCUUGGUCUUGCCGUGCCCUGGACAGGAACAAGCACAAGCACAAGCACAAGCACAUCAUCGCAGUGAAACAACCACACCGCAUGGGUUCGAGCCCGACGGUGUAGACACGAU